Messenger RNA from Penicillium concentricum, 1458 nucleotides. Its product is annotated as aldehyde dehydrogenase family protein. The coding region runs from base 1 to 1458 and encodes 485 amino acids. The transcript is spliced from 5 exons. NCBI's taxonomy places the organism in Eukaryota, Fungi, Ascomycota, Eurotiomycetes, Eurotiales, Aspergillaceae. Gene Ontology annotation, molecular function: aldehyde dehydrogenase (NAD+) activity. The record is from RefSeq and is a predicted model, not a curated record.
AUGUCUCUCUCUACUACUAUCAAGACUCCCAAUGUCACCUAUGAACAGCCUCUCGGCUUGUUCAUUAACAACGAGUUCGUCAAGGGUGUUGACGGCAAGACCUUCGAGACCUUAAACCCUAGCACCGAGCAGGUCAUUACCUCCGUCUACGAAGCUUCCGAGAAGGAUGUCGACAUAGCUGUCAAGGCUGCCCGUGAGGCCUUCGAAGGUCCCUGGAGGAAGGUGACCCCCUCAGACCGUGGCCGUAUGCUUACCAAGCUGGCCGACCUCUUCGAGCGUGAUAUGGAGACCCUAGCUUCCAUUGAGGCCCUCGACAAUGGUAAGGCCGUCACUAUGGCCAAGGUCGAUAUCGCCAAUGCUGCUGGCUGCCUGCGCUACUACGGCGGUUGGGCCGAUAAGAUCACUGGUCAGACCAUUGAUACCAACUCCGAGACCCUCUCCUACACCCGUCACGAGCCCGUCGGUGUCUGUGGUCAGAUCAUUCCCUGGAACUUCCCUAUUCUCAUGUGGGCCUGGAAGAUUGGUCCCGCCAUCGCUGCCGGUAACACUGUGAUCAUUAAGACCGCUGAGCAGACCCCUCUGUCCGGCCGGCUUCCCCCUGGCGUUAUCAACGUCAUCUCCGGCUUCGGUCGUGUUGCUGGUGCCGCCAUCUCUAGCCACAUGGACAUUGAUAAGGUCGCCUUCACUGGUUCCACCCUUGUCGGCCGUAUGAUUCUGCAGGCUGCCGCCAAGUCUAACCUGAAGAAGGUCACUCUUGAGCUGGGUGGCAAGUCCCCUAACAUCGUCUUCGAGGACGCCGAUAUUGAUAACGCCAUCUCAUGGGCCAACUUCGGUAUCUUCUUCAACCACGGCCAGUGCUGCUGCGCCGGUUCUCGCCUGCUGGUCCAGGAGAGCAUUCACGAUAAGUUCGUCGCUCGCUUCAAGGAGCGUGCCGCUCAGAACAAGCUCGGCAACCCCUUCGAGGGUGACACCUUCCAGGGUCCCCAGGUUUCACAGCUCCAGUUUGACCGCAUCAUGGAGUACAUCAACCACGGCAAGAAGGAGGGUGCUACUGUCGCCCUGGGUGGUGAGCGCCACGGUACCGAGGGCUACUUCAUCCAGCCUACCGUUUUCACCGACGUCACUCCCGAUAUGAAGAUCGCCCAGGAGGAGAUCUUCGGCCCCGUCAUCGCCGUCACCAAGUUCAAGGAUGAGGCUGAUGCCAUCCGCAUUGGCAACGGCACCAACUACGGUCUCGCUGCCGCCGUUCACACCAAGAACAUCAACACUGCCAUCCGUGUUUCUAACGCUCUCAAGGCUGGUACCGUCUGGAUCAACAGCUACAACAUGAUCUCCUACCAGGCUCCCUUCGGUGGCUUCAAGGAGUCCGGCCUUGGCCGUGAGCUCGGUUCCUACGCUCUUGAGAACUACACCCAGGUCAAGACUGUGCACUACCGCCUGGGCGAUGCUCUGUUCUAA